AUGCCACAACAUUUCUCGAUGUCGUUUCUCACGCUGUGCCUCUGCUCUCUCACUAUACAUCAAGCGUUCGCUGCACCAGUUGCCGCAGGCCCAACUGUGACCAUUUCGGACGGCACAAUUAUAGGGACUGCGAUUAAGCCUACCAACCAACCUUCCCUUAACGCCUCAGCAAACGCCUACCUUGGUGUACCAUUUGCAAAGUCGCCCCCAGAACGAUUCUCUCCACCUGAAGCAGCAUCGUCAUGGUCAACACCUUUACAGGCGCAGGCCAUCAAGCCUGCAUGCAUACAGCAGUUCUCCGGUUCAGCCCAAACGCAAGCACGGAUCGAAGAGUACUUCAACAACCCUAACGGACCAGCUCCAGUCGAGAGUGAAGACUGCUUGUAUCUCAACGUGUAUACACCGCCUGGCGUGACGCCUGACAGCAAGAAAGCUGUUAUGUUCUGGCUCUUUGGUGGUGACUUGCAAUUCGGCACUGGCAGUCUCCAGUACUAUGACGGCAGUUCUCUCGCCAUAACUCAAGACGUUGUCGUAGUUAGCAUUAAUUAUCGCACUAACAUCUUCGGCUUCUCCAACUCCCCUGACGUCCCCUUUGGAUCCCAAAACUCCGGCUACCUCGAUCAGCGCCUCGCCCUUCAAUGGGUUCAGCAAAACAUCGCAUCCUUCGGUGGCGACCCCUCACGCGUAACCAUCUUUGGCGAAUCCGCAGGCGGCGAGUCCGUAAAGCAGCUCCUCGCCAACCCUCCCUCACCUCGGCCGUUCUCGGCCGCCAUUCUACAGAGUGAAAAUGCCAUUUUCACCGGUGAGGGGCUGGCGAGCUACAAGCAGGUGCUUGCUAAUUUCGGAUGCAACGAUGUCGCGUGCUUGAGAGGGGUUGAUGCAAUGCAGAUCAAGAGCUAUAUCGGGGCGAACAGUCUCAAUUUCCCGCCGGUCAAUGGCGACGGUACGAGCAUUGACGAUGUAAGGCCGAGUAUUCAGGCGAAGAAGUGGGCGAAUGUGCCGACGUUCUUUGGCACAAAUCUCAACGAGGCACGAGCGUUCCUUGCGGUGGCGGGCUUGAACAAUGGAACAGCUAUUGUCAAUGGCGCGUUGGCAAGUGUGGGGAUUACAGAUCCGAAGAUCACACAGAGUGUCUUAGCCAAGUAUGCGGCACAGAGUGUGGUGGAUCAGUAUCUUGUCGCUGAUCGGAUCAUAACCGAUUACGAAUUCACUUGCUCGACCGCUACGAUAUCCUCAUUCUUGGCUCGGAAUGGCUACACAACAUACCGCUACCGCUACGACGCGUCGUUCCCCAGCACGGCCCUCUUCGCCAACUCGGGUGCCUACCAUACGUCUGAGAUACCUGAGGUAUUCGGCACAUACCCGGCGUCUGACCAAUUUGGCACUGCCACGACACAGCAGAUUGCUCUGAGCGCUUUCAUGCAGAAGACAUGGGCUGGAUUUGCAAAGAGCCCUGCGGGAGGCGUUGGAUGGCCAAAAGUGGGGAGCGCGCUGGGCAAGGAGCUGGGACUGUUGGGGAGCAAUGGGGGCAGUGGUGUUGACGUUGUGAACACCAUUGUUGCAGACUAUCCGUGCGCUCUGUAUGCGAAUAUUGGAGAUCCGCUGAAGUUAUAUUGGAAGUAG
Ascochyta rabiei is the source of this 1623-nucleotide messenger RNA. RefSeq lists its product as uncharacterized. Bases 1 to 1623 code for a protein of 540 amino acids. The transcript has 4 exons. The record is from RefSeq and is a predicted model, not a curated record. Gene Ontology annotation, molecular function: cholinesterase activity. Lineage: Eukaryota; Fungi; Ascomycota; Dothideomycetes; Pleosporales; Didymellaceae.